AUGUCCACCAUUUAUGUGGUGGUCCCUCAUACAUACCAGACUAUUCCUUUUCUCCAUGCGGUAUUGGCUGAACAACUCCAUGACUCUGCCAGCGCGAUUGAACUCCUCAAGGACGUUCAGUUGCUGCAGUACUUUGAUUUUACCGGGCUUACUGAGAGUGUGGCCGAGGUCAGUGAAAGGAUAUUUCAAACCAACCAGAGCAAGGAGAAAGCAGGUUCGAAUGGGAAGGUCAGAAAUAUAAUGUUGGUGCAGGGUCUUAGCUCUGCCAUCUCGACAGUCCAUCGUCGUAGUGGGCUCGUCCAGGCCAAUGCACUCCUUGCAUCACUGCUGCGCAAUAUUACUCAACUUUCCCGGAUGGCCCCUGAUGUCCUCAUUAUGAUUGAGGCCGCUGUGGACACUACUUUCCAAAGUCUCGGAGAAAGAAGACAGGAUGUGCCCAAGUCGAAGAGAUAUCUAGCAGGCAUAGAGCUCGAGACUGCCUUCACUAGUCCAAUUGGAGAAUGUUUGAGGCUGGUCUGUGGGAAUGAGACUCUAUCAAGGACAUUGGACAUGGCGUUCGACACGAUGAUCGUGGUCCAUGAUGGGUUUGGCAGAGGAGGUGACGAAUCGGGAGGCCCAAAACGGUCCCAGAGAAACAUUGUCGAAGUCACCAAAGACCGAGUUGGAAAUAUGGCAGGCUUCUGGAGUACGUGGCGCUUGGAGAACCACCGAACUUCAAUUCACCGGCAAGUGUAA
Molecule: messenger RNA, 735 nt
Organism: Exophiala dermatitidis NIH/UT8656
Lineage: Eukaryota; Fungi; Ascomycota; Eurotiomycetes; Chaetothyriales; Herpotrichiellaceae
Exons: 1
Coding region: 1-735 (244 amino acids)
Source: RefSeq, a predicted model, not a curated record